Messenger RNA from Juglans microcarpa x Juglans regia, 1889 nucleotides. RefSeq lists its product as uncharacterized. Gene Ontology annotation, molecular function: cyclin binding; ubiquitin protein ligase activity; ubiquitin conjugating enzyme binding. Gene Ontology annotation, cellular component: ubiquitin ligase complex; nucleus; cytosol. NCBI's taxonomy places the organism in Eukaryota, Viridiplantae, Streptophyta, Magnoliopsida, Fagales, Juglandaceae. The record is from RefSeq and is a predicted model, not a curated record. Gene Ontology annotation, biological process: proteasome-mediated ubiquitin-dependent protein catabolic process; protein autoubiquitination; protein polyubiquitination.
UCGGAUAUUCAGAUUUACAUCCGGUUGCUGUCUAGAUUUUUUCAGGAUUUAUCUAAAUUGAUAAUCGCCUAAUUUUUAAAAUUCGGAUACGGGUUAUCCGGCCAACGGUAACAGUAGAAGAACUCGUACUGGAACAGCGAGGAGCAGAGUGGAAGAACUAUGUCGGCCCAGAACCCUACGAAAUGGCGGUUCACAUGGGAAGCUCAAUCUCACGUCCCAAUCCUUCGGUUAUUCAUCUUCGAUUCGUACACUAAUCCUUCAACUCAGUGCCAUAAUCUCAAGGUCCAUCUAAAUCUCUCUAAAUCUCUGGUACUCGUUAGCUUCUUCGAAGACCUUGAAGUCUCGCAGGUUCCGACUCCUAGGGUUUUGAUCGACUCCGAAUCUCCGGUGAGUUUCCGAGCCUUAGAUGAUCACAUUGAGGUCAAGCUUGUCCUACUUCUUCCAGUGGAUCAUCCAAUCGUUACGAGCUUCGACUCCGUGUUCAAUUUGUCCCAAGGCAACGAAAUUCUCGUUCUUGGUUCAGAUCUGAAGAUUCUGUGUUCUGGUGGAGGAGUUCAUUUUUACUGUAGAAGUUGCUCGUUUAAGCUGACAAAAAAUCAUUUCAGAAAUUUUGUUGAAAUGCCGUCAGUCGAUUGGAGGAUGGCUGAUAACUGGUUUGGGACUUGCUGUUGUUCCUUUGGAGGUGUAAGUGAGAAGUUGGUGACUAGGUAUGCAAAUGCCUACACAUGUGUUGAGGGUACUUGCCAAUUGAAUUCAACAACCAUUACCAUUUCCAAGAAUGAUCUUGUGGAAUGGAAAUUCCCUGAUUGGGUUGGAUGCCAGCGUAAUUCUUCUGGACCAGAUUUCAAACAUGAUGAUGGAUUCAGUGAAGCUAUUCUAGAUUCUGGAAGUGAGUGUGCAGGAAUCAAACCUGUGAUGAUUCCAGUGAGGAAAUGUGUGCUUCUAAAGGAAAACCAAGGUUCAUGCAUUAUGAGAAUGAAAAUGUUGCUUCAAAAUUCAAAUGUGGAGUUAAUGAGGAAGGAAACUAAUGAUGAUGCUUCCUUUUUAUUGUUUGCCAGAACCACGAAGGUUGCACACCUCAUGUGUUUGAGACUAAGGAGAUCAGUGAAAAUCAGAAAGUUUGCUCAAUGGCUUUUCUUGGGAAUAUAUUCAUUGGUUAGAUCCUUCAAUCAGUCGGCUGAUAUUGAGUGGAUUGAAUAUGUUUGUCCUCAUUGUUCAUCUCUUCUUGGAGCUUACCCUUGUGGAAAUGGCUUUGGGCCUAUAGAUCUUGGAGUUCGGUUAUUUAAAUGUUACAUUUCCACUUGUUUGCCAGUUGGGGGAUCGGGAGAUUCAAUUCAGGUAUCCAUGAAGUAUACCUUGGAAAGAAUGUUUACAAAUCAACUACUGGAAAGUGCAAAGGAUGAAUCAUCAUAUCGGACUGUGGUCAGGGAUGUGAAAACAAAAUCCCCCUUGCUGCAAAUCGUUCUUCUGAAUCCAAAUUCUUGGUGCUUUACUGGUUACUGUUUGGGUGCAGACGAGAACACCGGAUCAGUUUUGAAUAUAAAUCUGCAGCCUGUUAUCAAAGUGCUAUUUUCUGACUGCAACAACAGUUCAGAAUCCAAAUUGAGGAUGAUAGAAGACUGGGAAACAAAGAAUUUAGCUGAUGAAGUUUUCAUGUUGACACGUCAAAUAAAAGAAUUGAUUAAAGCCCUGGUUUCGAGAAAGGAUAUACUUCCACCCUCAUUUUCUUGCCUUCAAGGUUUAUCUUUGUCAUCUAUGCAGAGGUAAAGUAUCCAUUUCUGUUCUAACCGUAUAUGAAGAUAGAAGACUGGGAAACAGAAUUUAGCUGAUGAAGUUUUCAUGUUGACACGUCAAAUGAAAGAACUGAUCAAAUCCCUGGUUGCGAGAAA